AUGUCAAUUCGUUCAAGACCAAUUCUACGCAAAGUUCCUCCUCAUGAAACCGAAUCGCAUGUGACUAUAGAUACAUCUACAUUUUCAAGAGCUGCCUCAGUAAACACACCAUUGCUGUUAGCUGACGAUUAUCAAGCACCAGCUACAUCUCAUGCACUCUAUCCGAAUUCCAAAUGGCUCUUAGUACGUAAUAAUAUGCAUAAAAUCCGAGGUUGGGGUGCAGUCAAACGUAUAUCAAUGGUUGAUCAACCUUUUCAAGAUUGGUAUCUUUUUUUUCAAAUGCGACGUGAAUUAAAACGAGCCGAAGAACAAAUUCGUGCUAUAGAAUAUCGGAAAGAUUUUACACCUGUUCGUCAUUUUCAGUUGCCUAUUGAUGCCACACAUGUGCGACGCUACAAUGUUUCACAUGUUGGGCCCAACGACGGUAUCUAUUAUGCUGGUCUUGGUACGGAGCCAAUCGUUUUACAAUAUUUACUUUAUUAUUUUAGUAAUGAAUGCAGUGUGCCAUACGAUAGUAUAUUCUAUACAUUUUUAUCGGAUGUUAAUGCAGUAUUACAUACAAAUCGAGAACGUAUUCAUCGAGUUGUUGUCUUUCGGAAACUUGCAUUGAUUUUGGCCUUAGCCGUAUUUGUGAUUAUUAUUAUUAUGUUUUUUUCGUUGAUAUUAAGCGUUUUGACAACAACAUCGAAUUUAAGACAAAUGUAUAGAAAUGAUCUAGAUGAAGACACGAAAUGGUUAGGUUCGGAAGUAUUGCCAAACGUAAAUUCAAUAAAUAAACAGUAA
Rotaria socialis is the source of this 783-nucleotide messenger RNA. The record is from the annotation of a GenBank genome assembly. Lineage: Eukaryota; Metazoa; Rotifera; Eurotatoria; Philodinida; Philodinidae.